Molecule: messenger RNA, 1430 nt
Organism: Scomber japonicus (chub mackerel)
Lineage: Eukaryota; Metazoa; Chordata; Actinopteri; Scombriformes; Scombridae
Gene: rusf1
Product: RUS family member 1
Exons: 14
Coding region: 81-1352 (423 amino acids)
Source: RefSeq, a predicted model, not a curated record
CGUCGGCUGUUUGCAGUAACACGCUCUCCUCAAACCAAAUGGACUUUAACUGAAUAAUUCAUAUAUAAUUCAGCCCCGACAUGGACGGAAGUGCAGGUGUAGUUUUGGCCACAGAGAGAUAUGGCCGAGCUGAGUCCUGGAAGUAUUCAGUAAAAGAUGGAGUGAUGGAGAGGAGAAGAGAAGAGAGAGAGGGACAAUCAAGAGGAAACUCUGUUAUUGGAGUCUUUAAAAGUGUUUUUCUGCCUCAAGGAUAUCCAGAGAGUGUGAGUGAGGACUACCUGCAAUACCAGUUCUGGGAUACUGUUCAGGCUUUCGCCAGCUCUCUGUCGGGGACUUUGGCCACUCAGGCGUCUCUUAAAGGUGUCGGGGUUGGAAACCAGGAGGCAACAGUCGCUGCGGCCACAGUCACCUGGUUAUUAAGAGAUGGAACCGGCAUGCUGGGGAGGAUCCUCUUCGCCUGGAAGAAAGGGAGUAAAUUGGACUCUGAGGCCAAAAAGUGGAGACUUUUCGCUGAUGUUCUUAAUGACAUCGCCAUGUUCAUGGAAAUAUUGGCUCCAUUCUUUUCUCCUUUCUUCACCAUGAUUGUUUGCACAGCAGGAAUAUUCAAGUCCAUCGUUGGCGUGGCGGGUGGAGCAACCAGAGCGGCUCUGACUGUUCAUCAGGCUCGAAGAGACAACAUGGCCGACAUCUCCGCCAAAGAUGGCAGUCAGGAGACUUUGGUGAAUCUGGCUGGUCUGCUGGUCAGUUUGUUCCUCAUUCCUCUUGUCACUGAUAAUCCAGCACUGACUCUCAGCCUCUUCUUCCUCUUCACCAUCCUUCACCUCUUUGCCAACUACAAGGCCGUCCGCUCGGUUGUGAUGGAAACGCUCAACGAGGCACGGCUCGCCAUUGUGCUGCAGCAGUACCUGAAUGACAGGCGGAUCCUGAGUCCGCAGGAGGCCAAUCUGAGAGAACCAGUUUUCUUAGAGUUCAGGAAAACAGUGCCAAUCAAACUUGGUGUGAGGCUGCAGGAGGUUGUUCAAAGUCCAGAGGAGCUUAAUCUGGCUUUGAAGAACAACAGCAGUCCUCACCUCUUAGGAGUGAGAAACGGCUGUGUCUGUGUUUGUUUGGGACCAGACGCAUCAGUACGAGAUGAAAUCAGAGCAAUGUGCCAGGCUGUGUGGCUCCGCAGUAUGUUGAGCCCUGAAACACUAAAACAAGAUCAUUGGGAAAAGGUGCAUGAGAGUCACAAGAUGAUGGAGACAAUGUUCAAUCAGUUUCUUAAAGGUGUGGAAGCUGCAGGAUGGGACAUAAACCGAACUCUGCUGGACUGGGAUGAGUGGAGGGUCGAGUGGAAAAGAAAAAGCAACUGAGCUGUGAAACAUCUGCAGCUGUUUCUUAUUGUUUAUAUAAUUUUUGUUAAAUGUUUAUUAAACAAUAUUACUCUUGAA